CCACGGGCUGAGCGGACGCUGAUCUGAUCAUUGCGAUUCUUGAAAUUUACGAUUAGCUAAUAUAAAUAGUUAAUCCGAUCGUUAUUUUAUUAUUCUGCAAGGCAGCGCACCAAACGUGACCAGUCUGACGUAUGUUUGGGCUGGUCCCGAGCUUACCAAACAGUUCUAUCGGAUACUUCAUGACCACCGCGCCAAACAAGGUCGCCUCGACUUUUACACGUUCCAGCUUACAGUUCUUUGAAUUUCUUUCUGGUUAGAAGAUCAACUCGUCCGCUCUCAGUUGCACGUGGCCCCGUCACCUGGCAAGGGUCGACGGAAGCCUGAGGCAUUUAAUCGCAUCAUUUCACCCUGGUGAGCCUUUAGGAAGAUGUCAAACUCUCUGACGCGCAAGGCGGGACUGCGGCUGGGACCACUAGUACUAGAAACGUUGGUCAAACAUUACUUCGAUCGUAUCAAGAAGGAGAAUGCACAACGGUCCAACUUUGCAACACAGUUGCACCAGGAUGAACUUCUGUACCAUGAAGCAUUCAAUAUUGUGAAGAGUUUCCUCGAGGCUUCGACAUAUCACACCGUGGAGGAAGUCCAAGCAUUUUCGAACAAUCGGACACCGUUUCUUCCCUCAUCCCAUAUUGUCCGUUUGCUAGUCCCAUUAUCCUGCUGUGAUGAGGCUGCCACCUACGUCAUCCAAGCGCUUGGUGGAGAAGAACUCGCCAAGCGGUUAGUGGGUGGUACAAAGUGGUGGCAAGUGCGUGGAGUCAAAGGGAUCGAUGCAGAAUGGAUCACGGAUCACAAGGAUUACCAAGAGGUGAAGAAACGGAACAAAGCGAAACAUAAAGAGAGCUCAAAUACGGAAAUACCCACAAGCGAAAGCGAUACCCAGGCCUCAGGUGGACUGCCAGCCUCCAGCUCAAAUGAGGGUAAUAUUUACAAGGAAGAAAUGGACGAAAUGCGCUGCAUACUGUAUGCUCAUGGAGGGGGUUAUUAUUUUGGGAGCGUUGAUCAGGAAAGAUAUAGUCUCCAGCGGCAUGCAAGGAAGAUCAACGGCCGUGUUUUUGCUAUCAACUACCGCCUGGCUCCGCAGUAUCCUUUUCCUUGUGCCUUACAAGAUCUUCUUGCUGCUUACCUUUACUUGAUCAAACCUCCUUCUGAUGCUCCCCACCAGCCAUUACAGCCAGCACAUAUUGUUGUUGCAGGAGAUUCCGCAGGGGGCGGUCUAACCCUCGCAUUGUUACAAAUUUUGCGCGACACUGGACUCCCAUUACCUGCAGGAGGGAUCUUGAUUUCUCCUUGGUGCGAUUUAACUCACUCUUUCCCAAGUAUUCACACCAACACCGCCACGGUAGGCUAUCAGCGGAACUGUGCCGCAGUAUGCUCACCCCAUUAUACUCAGGACGUCAUUCCUGCAUAUGGACUUUCGCUCCAGAAGCCUAGUCCCUUGUGGCCUCCACCGUCAGAUGAGAUGACCAUCACCGUCCAUUCUGGGCUGCGCAAGCGGAUACGUCAGAUGGUCCACCUUGAAUCGAAACAAGAUAAGCACGACAGUGAAGCUUCCCCAAGUGUCAGCGUAUAUCAGGACUCAAGGGGUGCAUCAUUGAUUAACCUAACCGGGGAGGACGAAAGAUCGGCCUGCAGUGAAAUGCCUGUUGACGUAGGCGCUACUGCUCCGCUACCGUCAGUCGACAAGAAAGAAGAUCAGACCAUACGCCUUCUAACCAAUUCAGGUGAAUUGUUGGUGAUAGAAGAGCAGGUGCACAUGUACGCCCAGAAUAGCUUGCUGGGACAUCCACUUGUCAGUCCCGCCCUCUCGUACCUGGGCGGCUUGCCGCCUUUGCUUUUCAUUGCGAGUGACAAGGAGGUUUUGAGAGACGAGGCCAUCUAUUCGGCUCACAAAGCCGCUCAUCCUUCGCGUUAUCCCCUCAGGGAAGAAGUACGCUCUCUUUACCCACCACUCAAAGGGAUAGAAGACCGUUUUAGUCCAACUGCAGUUCAUCUACAGGUCUAUGAUGAUACUGCUCAUGUUUUGCCGGUCUUGUUCUCUUUUACUACCCCGGGAAAAUUUUGCUACCGCGCAAUUGCAUCUUUCACAAAGCACGUCACAGGCAUGAACGCACUGUCCAGAUCUUCCUCCAGUCCGAUGGUCUCUCCUACUACUAGCGCCUUACCUUCUCACACCGUCGUCGGGAGGUUUUCUAUGCUUUCCCGUGCGUUGUCUACGCCUGAAUUCCUAAAUCGCAUCCAGGGCAAAUCAAAUAGCCUGACGUCGUCUAAUGUUCCUGAUUCCGCUUGUCUUUCGCCGCUCUCAUCCAAAUAUCUUCUCCCUCCAUUGUCUCGACCUAGUGUGCCAAAAUCUGCAUCUGACAACGCUCUUUUCGAAUCCACAUUACGAGAUCGAUCUUCGGAUAACGUAAAUUUGGGAGGCAAGGGGAUCAAGGGCAGUGCGUCUGAUUUCGCUGAUACAGUACAGCGAUUUGCAGGAGAGAGUAAGAUAUAUUGCGAUGACGAAAAUCUCCCCUCCUGGAAGGAAGGCAUGAUUCGUGAAAGAGUGUCAACUUCCGGCGUACUUCGACCACUGGAACCAGAGGCAGACUUGGACGCAUUUCAUACUCCCCCGGAAAUCAUAGGAGUCCUUUCAGAGCUCGCCGUGCGACGCUAUAUGGAAGGGAAGGCUAAAUUCGACAAAAAGUUCGCAAAAGACCGACACGCCAUCCAGAAGCAACGUCAUCGCAACCUCGAGCGUUCGAGAAGAGACGUUCUGAAAAACAUUGCACAACUUCAAGACUCGCAUGGUUCGCAGACCAAAAAUAGCAAGGGGAAGGCACACGAUACCGUGAAAGGUAUCAAAGAAGGUCUAGAAGCUGCCUCUGCCAGCUGGUUUUGGGCUUGGGCUUUGGACGUGGACGAGCGUCCACCACCAAGUAGUAUUGUAUCCCGGCGAGAUACAGAUGAAGCUCGACGGCUCGCGCGGAUUGCUGAUCAAGCCGUCCUACAAGAGCACAGUCAUAUAAGCGCCAACAGCUUGUGGGCUGUUAUCGUCAAUUUCUUAACCGUCGCUCCCGAACGUGAUCAUAAACAUGCCAACUCCACUGUCAGCGAUGGUGGUAACAAACCACCAUCCCCAUUACAGAAACGCAAGGCGUUGUUUGCCUCGCUGCGACCUCGAACGCGAGAAGUGAAAGAGUCUGAACCAAGUAGAUGAUGUAGUACAUAUAGUGGAUUUGCACUCUUGCCUAGACCCCUCAAUCGACAAUUUGUUUGAAUUUUAUAGUUCUGUAGCACAGAAAUUGAUAAUAAGUACCUACAUGAUAAUAUAUUGUUAUGCAUAACCAGGAA
Molecule: messenger RNA, 3330 nt
Organism: Suillus plorans
Lineage: Eukaryota; Fungi; Basidiomycota; Agaricomycetes; Boletales; Suillaceae
Exons: 11
Coding region: 368-3196 (942 amino acids)
Molecular function (GO): hydrolase activity
Source: RefSeq, a predicted model, not a curated record